ACGCGAGGUAGUCAGCGGACGUGGCCGCGGAGCUUGCUGGGACUUGUAGUUAGAAGACCCGGCCUCCGGUUGCCGCUUAACACUGUCAGUCGCCGCAUAGCGGUUACUAAGGGGUGUGAAAGGUCGUGGCAGGUAGCACCGUGGAGCGGCUCCGAGAUCCCCGGGAGGCUCGCAGGCGCUCAUCCCUCCUGACUGGGACGUCGCCUCCGCGGACUCCUCGGAGACGGAAACGACGCCGGAGGCAGGCAAAGAAACAAGUGAAGAAACAAACAAAAAAGGAAGUCAACAGGCCAUUCUCAACGUCAAAGAUCAAGCCGAGGACACUGGUUAGUGACUCGGAAAGGUAACGUCAGGAAGAAGCCCAAGGGUUUGGUUGGAGCAUGGGCUGAACAUCAGGAAAGCCCGAAGGUGACUUCUUUUGAGUUCAGGGGGAAGAAAGGGUCUCGGCAGGGAAAUCAGGUGGACCUUCCUGGACGUAUCCUGGACCAGGCUUUUCUGCUGAAGCACCACUGUGUGAAGAAGCCAUCAGAUCUGUGCACCAUUAAUGUGAGUGGCCUGAAGUUCUCCAAGGUGAGGCCAGCCAGCAAAGAUGUGAUUGGGGUGCACCAGACUUGAGGUGGCACACCUGGCUGUUCUGGUUUGUCUCUUGUACCUCCAGAGUCCCUAGAAACUGGAAAUCUGGUCAUGUAGAAGGAGGGAGAGGAGGGUCAGACAAGGAUUUAUUGGGUAAAAACAAUACUCAGACACAAACUUUUGCUAUAAAUUUUAUAUUGCCCUUGUCCCAUUUGAUGUGAAUUAAGGAAAAUUGCCUUAUGAAAUUGGUUUUGAAUUUGCUGUGUCAUUUUAUUGGUACAUAAUUCAUUGUGUGACACUGAGUUUCCAUCACAAGAGCCUACAAGAGACAUUUUUCAAGUUUCAAUGCCAGGAAUUGUAAUGGUUCUCCCAAGAAACUGGUUUGUUCCUAACUUGCAGGUACUGUGACUCAUGCAAUGAAUCUUGUUUCUUUCUUUGUGUUGGCUUAUAGGCAGCUUGGAGUCAUAUUUGUGACCCAUCACUAGCCAGUGUAUAUACAGGAUUUUAUAACAUACAUCUUUGGUAUACAGGCUUUCGUGGCAUACCAACGUAGAUUACUUGUAUAAACCAUAGAGUAGGGGCUCUAAGCCACAGGAUGGCCAAGGUAGUGGUAGAGCAGACUGCUCCUUUAACAGGGUUCUGCUUCACUUCAUUUAGCACUCAUAUUUUCAGACCUGAGUUACAUUGGGACAGGUUAGCCAUAGAAAUAUAUUCAUCUUGUGCCUGAGAGGCCCUCCAUUCUAGGCCAGCACAUGGUCCCCAGAGAUUAUAAUAUAUAGUUCACAUAUAAUUGUGAGACAAAGUGGUAGAGGAAGAUUUCAGAUAUCUCAGUCAAUUCAGCUUUUGAGGGCUACAACAUGGCUGGCCAAAGCUCAGUCUCCUCAUUGGAUACUGUCUAUUCUUUCAUGUAUUCACUCACCUGCUCACCAAAUAUUACUGAGGCCUGAUAUGGCUCUGUGCUGCUUCCUGGAGGACACAGAGGUGGCUCAGACACUGCCUACCUUCUGGAGUAUAUAGUUCGGUAGGGAGGGAGGAGGCUGGGCUUAGAUGGAUAUGGAGAUAGACAUGACUAGCUAAUGCAGUCAAUGAGGGAAACACGAGAGUGCUGAAUAUGACCCCAGAGGACAGUACCCUGACUUAGCCUUAUAUUCAGAAAACACACUCUGAAGAGGGUGGUUGAGACAUUGACCACCAGCUGUGGAGGUCUGGCCUGAAGACCUUGACUCAGAUGAAUAAAUGCACUCUCACCAUUACAGUGAUUCAGGUGGGCUAGGGAUGGUCAUCAGCUGCAUUCAGAGGACAAAAUGCAGCCAAUUGAUGAAGACUCCCUCUCCAUGGUUACAUUAUUCAGUAAAAGGUUUUAUAACAGAGGUUCUAAGUCAACACACUUCUGAAUAAUUAACAUGGUUAAAAUAGUGGUUAUACAAAUGAUAAAAGCUUUAGGUUCCAAGCCCAGGGUAAACACUAUUAGCAGGUCAUUCCCCUUUGAUCUCACCCUGAGAGGACCAUCCAGCACAAAGUUUACAUUUGUAAACAGAGUAGAGGAAAAGGGAUGUGGGGUAAACAGACAAACUGGGAAAGCCUCUUAUCAUCCCUGUAUUCUCCCUAACUUAAUGGACCUGCCACCUUUGGCCUGUCCCAAUAAAACUUUUGGCCUUCCAAAAGGUUUGAGACUAAUCUAUUACUUUUCCUAAUAUUUCUUUAAUAUUUUGCUGCCACCCUGAGUAAAUCUCAACAUUUCUCCCUUCUUUUUCAACAAUAUCAGGCUUUGUUGUCUGCCGGCCACUGAUUCGUUUAGCUAUGGAACUAUCAGGUGAGGCGGUCCUUGCUUUUAUUCCAGCUUUGCAUCCUAGGAUCAACAAAUAACAAGACAACUAUGAGUACAGUUAGCAACAGUCUUUUCCGGUUAAAGAGCAACUCCCAGGAGUGGGGGUUUAAUCAGGAGAGAUGAUUUUGCACACCUUUCCAUCAUUUUUGGCCAGAUUAUUUAUAAAAGCAUGUGUUUGAACUGACUCAGUAAUAGAUGCCACUGCAACUCUGGCUGUAGCCAGGAUGACUAUGGCUGAGACCAUAAAAGCCAUAAGUGUAACUGAAUUUUUUGUGUUUGACCUGUAGUGUUACUUGGCAUUUCAGUUUACUGUAUGCCAUUACUGAGGAACUUCAACUGGAGGUAUGUUAAUCUCUUUUAGUUAAGCGGUUGCAUUGUUAGAAGCUGUGAAGGGUGUGUUAGUUUAAGUUGCAGGGAAGAAAAAUGUAGAAGAUGAGCUUGAUGGAGUGUAGCAAGUACAGGUUGCAGGCAGAGUGAAAGAAUAAAAAAUGAAUCCUAAGCUGGAUUUGCUGAGCCUUUUGCAUUGUUCUCUUCGGCAUUCAUCAGGUGUGGUCCGGGGCUUGUGUGGUUUGAGAAAGCUGCGUCGUUUUGCAGGGUCUCUUUUAGGCUGGCUUAAGUUUUUCUUCUUUCCAUCCUUUGAUGAGGAUGCAGUUUCUUGGCUGGUGCUGGUACACGGGAAAUUCUAGGAGUUAUGCCUGUGCUAAGAGACUUUUUAUAAUCUUUGUAAAAGAGCAGGUUAGUGCUUUAAGAAAACCUUGUGCUUUAUCUUAAUGUCCAGUUCACAGAAAAACUGGAUACUUCUUUAACUUUUAACUAAUACAUUUACACAGAGAAUUUUUUUUACAGCUAAUGUUUUAAAACUUUCAAAACAAAAUUUAUACAACCUAUUUGCAUAAAUUUUCUUCUAUAACAUUUUUUAAACUUUCACUCUCAAACUUAGACAUGCUUUGACUUUGUUUUGUAACCUUCCUCACUAAAGGUGCAAUCUUACAACUUUCUUAAUAUUUCUUUCUUUACUUCUUACUUUCUGUUCCUCUUUCUCUUUGCCUUCCUUACCUUUCUCUUUUUGACCUUGUUUUUUUUACACUAUCUCUUUCUUUAAAGGAAUUUUGAUGAUAUCAGGUUUAUAACUUAGCAAUUGACUAUAUAAGUCAUUAACAUAGCAAGCUGAAAUUGGUAACAUGAAGUUUAAAAGGAAAUUAGCACCUUUCAAAGCAGAGAUUUAAAGAAUAUACUUUAACCUUGUGCUUAAAGCCACAGGCAGAAUAGCUUAAAUCUUGCAAUUGAGUUUUCAGGCUGACCAAAUUUGUGGACUUUAAACUGGAAAACUGUUUUGAAAACAGUGACUUAAUGGCUGAGCAAAGACUAUCUCUAAUCAGUGUUUCAUGCAUAUGUUUUCACCACACUCAUAUACAAUUUUCUUUUACUUUCUGAGAAUGGGCACAACCUUUUUACUUCUUAAUUCAACAAAUAUUUAAUUUGGCUUAAAGUUUUCCUUUAAAGCAUAAUGUGUUGUUUUACAUGCUUAGCUUUUAAUUGCUUUUCGACUAAUUUGUGGGCCUUUUAUAGCUGGUUGACAUUUACUUAAAUUUACAAAAUUAAGGGUAAAUAAGACUUGUGCGAGUGUUGCCUUUUAAGGUAGAAAAUAGGUUUUGCAACUUAUCAGUUAAUUAGGCAAUUCUUUUCUACCGAGGAGCAAGGCUAUAUGGCUGGCUUUUAAUUGCUCCUUACUAAUUCAUGGGCUAGCUGUAAUUUUUCUCCUUUCAGAGGUUACUGUUUUACUUGUUAGAUUUUUAAAAGAGCUAUGUUAAAAGUAAGGUUGGAAUAACAACAGUGGCUAAUAUCAGAAAAGGGUUUUACAAAUCCUUAAAUUUUACUUAAACCUUAGCAGAGAAUUAUGAUUUGGGAUGCUGCUUGUAUACAAAGAACACAUGGAAUUUCACUGUAAGACACCUGCGGAGAGGAGGAGCAGCAGCAGCGCUGGUCCCUGGACGGCAGCCAUGCUGGUCCCGCCCAGGUGCUGCAAGCUGCCCUCCGCUUGUGCUACUCGCUCCAGCUUCCCAGGAGGCAGAGUUUUCCUGCUGGAACCUUUUUUCCCUUUCACUCGGCUGUGUGGCUCUGGCCUGUAAUGCCUUUUUCUUAUCUUUUUAUCAACAUACACCUGAUUGCCUUGCUGACCAUUAAUUACUGGGCAGGCUAAGAGUUCCUUCUGUAAUGCUGCUUGCUUAAGACGAGUUCGUACAGCUAUAGCGUUUCCCGUGUUUUAUUUCCUAUUCAUUGGCUGCCUUUGUGCAUGAUUUUUCCCCACUUGUUCCCAGAGCUUUAUCUCCAGUGUGAUCUUUACCAAGAACUGCGGGCCUUGGGAAACAGCAGUUUGAAUUACGUCCCAUACUUUUAUCUGCUGAGCUGAUAACUGCUGUCCUAUGAUGAAUCCCUAACCUGAAACAAUGCCUCCCCGAGCUUGGCAAUCCCCAGUGGGUACCAAUGACUUACUACUUGACCUAACCACACAGUCUUCUUUUUUCCAGUUCUCGGGAGGUCUGUCGUUUCUUCUUCACAGUGCUUGUCACAUUGGUUCACUCCAUGUUCGAGCACCUGCUGUGACGGGUAUCACACCAGGGUCACCACCUGAGAUGACCAGGUGGCUGCAGAGGUCUGGCCUGCAGACCCUGAUUCAACGACAGCGGAAUAAAUGCACUCUCACCCCAUUACAGUGAUUCAGGCUAAGGAAAAUGACUUCAAGCAUUUUCAUUCUGUGGUUUAUAUCAAUGCCUCAGAAAACCUGCUGCCUCUAGAGGCAUUUCACACAUUUCCAGCCCUAAAGGAACUGGAUCUCGCAUUUAAUGGCAUCAAAACAAUCUACGUGAAAUAUGGAGACUUUAAGUUAUUGGAGUUCUUGGACCUUUCCUUCAACAGCCUGACUGCAGAGGCCAUCUGUGAUUUGGGGAUUCUGCCACACCUCCGUGUCCUGCUCCUCACAGGCAAUGGCCUCACCUCCCUGCCACCCAAUUUGGCUGUCGCAGAGCAGGAGGCAUCCGUAACAUCGCUGACAAGCAAGAGGUACCUCCUGAGGUUCCCAGCACUGGAGACACUGAUGCUGGAUGACAACAGACUCUCCAACCCCAGUUGCUUUGCCAGCCUGGCUGGGCUCAGGAGACUGAAAAAGUUAAGCCUGGAUGAAAACAGGAUUAUCCGGAUCCCAUACCUACAGCAAGUUCAGCUCUACAAUGAGUCAGAGGAUUGGAUUGGAGGCAGGGAAAAUCCCCAGAAAGAGCCCCAAUUCAUGCUGCAGUCCAAGCCAUGGAUGCUUGAGGACUCAAAUGAGCAACUGGAUUACACUGUACUGCCCAUGAGAGAGGAUGUUGACCAGACAGAGGUUGUGUUCUCAUCUCACCCUGGAUUUUCAACCUCAGAGAAAACCAAGAUAUGUUCACUUCCUCCCAUAUUUGAGAUUCUUCCUGUGAAGUCACUGAAGGCCAGGAACCAGACGCUGGCCCCACCCUUCCCAGAGCUGAGAUACCUUAGCCUGGCCUACAACAAGUGCUUGUUUCCCACUGGACAGUGCUCUUUGAGGGCAGGAACUGUGUCCUGUUUUGCUCAUUCCCAACAAAGUGCUUGGCACAUGAUUGCAAAGGAGGAUGCCGUCCUGCCAGUAGCUCUCUUCCCAUCUCUCUGCGAGUUCGUCUUUCAUAACAACCCUCUAGUGGCCCAUACACGAGGGGUCCCUCCACUGCUGAAGAGCUUCCUCCAGGAGCGACUGGGAAUCCACUUAAUUCGAAGGAAGACAGUAAAGUCUAAGCAUCAUAUUUUGAUGCCUCAGAAGGCUUCACGGAAGGUGAAAACUGAAAUCCCAAAGGUGCCGAAGCAGCCGCUGCUGCUCCAUCAUCCAUACGUGGCCACAACCAAGUCUCCCUCAAUGGAUAUGCUAGAGCCAGAGGCAGAGCUGGCUGAAGAUCUGCCCACUACCAAAAGCACUUCUGUGGAGCCAGAGAUGUCCUCUGAGAGCUUGGAAGCCCUUUCCCUGUCUCGCCGGACCUUUGUGCCACUGCCUCCCAUCUGCUCCGACUCCACUGUGCAUAGCGAAGAGACCCUGUCUCACCUGAGUGAUGUAGCUGUCCACCUCAGCCCAGAGCACCCAUCAGAUGAGGACUCCAAGAGCAAAGAGUCCGUCUUCCUGACCCAGGUGAGUGAGCUGCCUUCCUCCAUCAUCCAUAGGGAUGAUUUAAAGGAGAAAGAUCAAAAGAGACCACCAACGGCAUCCAGAGAGGUGAAAGGGACUCGGAGGAAGCUCUCAGCUUCCUCUCUUCCCAGCAAGUACCAUGGCUAUGAAGAACUGCUGACAGCCAAGCCUGAUCCAGCCUUCACUGAGCCAAAGGGAAUCCAGAAGAAUGCACAGGCCCUGCAACACAUGCUGAAGCACCCACUCCUGUACCACUUCUCCAAGCCCAAGCUGGACACUCUUCAGAAAUCCUAUGUUCCCAAAGAAAAACGGGCCCAGAGGACCCUGAUUCUGCCACCACAGAAGACUAGAGCCCAGCUGCUGGAUGACAUCUUCAUUCGCUUGCGGGAUCCCCAGAACAUUACAGAGGCUCCACUAGGCACUGUCCUGCGUCGUCGGACAGAGCAGCGGCUGGUGAACCAGAAGCAGUACCUGGAGGCCAAGAGGCUGUUGAAGGAGUUCCAGGCACGCUACCGGCGGCUGGUGCGUGGCUCUCUGCGGACAGUGUUGGGGACCACCCUGCUCCCUCCAGCCUGCCCACCGCUGAGUGAGAGCCAGCCCAAGUUUGGCCGCUUCCUCAAGUUCAUUGAUGAGUUCUGCCAGGACCCCACAACCAGUGGCUCACAAAGCUAGGGCUGUGCACCACCUGGCCUGUGCCCCAGCUCUCCCCAAGGGCUGUGCCAUGGACUGCACCAGCCAGCCACAGGCCUCAGCUCAACUGGGCUCCACUCACUGGACACAAACUGGCCUCCCCGUCAGAAUCUUCCUUCCUUGGGCCAGGCAUGACCUGGUGCCUUGCCCAGUGGAAUAAAGAGUGACUGCACAGGGCAACA
This is a messenger RNA of Callithrix jacchus (white-tufted-ear marmoset), 7453 nucleotides long. It is a transcript of the gene XRRA1, whose product is annotated as X-ray radiation resistance associated 1. Gene Ontology annotation, molecular function: protein binding. Lineage: Eukaryota; Metazoa; Chordata; Mammalia; Primates; Cebidae. Gene Ontology annotation, cellular component: nucleus. The record is from RefSeq and is a predicted model, not a curated record.